AUGCUGCUCGAACGCCUGCAGCAGAUGACCUCGCACCUUACCGGGCAGACCGUCCACGCUCAUCCGCUCGAUCCAUUGUCCACCGACGAGAUCGCGAAAGCUGUUGCUGUUGUCAAGAGAGAAUACCCACAGGUCCACUUCAAUGCUGUGACAUUAUGGGAGCCGCGGAAGGCGGAUAUGCAGAAAUGGCUGGCCUCGCCAGAGACUGUGCCACGGCCGCAUCGUGUCGCAGAUGUAGUAGCCAUCGGGAGUGGCAGCAAGGUCUUCGACGGCUUGGUGGACCUGAAUGAGGGCAGAAUCAUCAAGUGGGAGCUCACGGAGGGUGUCCAGCCACUGAUCACAAUGGAAGAUCUGAAAAUCGUCGAGAGCGUGGUCAGGAAGGACCCAAAAGUGAUUGAACAAUGCGGGAUACUGGGCAUACCACCUGAGGACAUGUACAAGGUGUAUUGCGAUCCUUGGACGAUUGGAUAUGACGAACGAUUUGGAUCCGGUGUUCGAUUGCAGCAGGCGUUGAUGUACUACCGACCUCAUGUGGAUGACAGCCAGUAUACAUACCCCCUGGACUUCUGCCCCAUCUACAACUCAGACAAGCGCGAAAUCGUCCACAUUGACGUACCGAAGGUCCGACGACCGUUGAACAAAGCACCGCCGAUUAACUACCACGCAGAGGCAAUUGCGAAAGAGACGGGGUUCAGGAAAGAUCUCAAGCCCAUCAACAUCACACAACCAGAAGGUGUCUCUUUCACGGUCGACGGCAGGACAUUGAAGUGGCAGAAUUGGAACGUCCACGUCGGCUUCAACUAUCGUGAAGGCAUCGUCUUGUCAAAUAUCACCUUCAACGACAAGGGCAACGUUCGACCAGUCUUCUGGCGAAUGUCACUGGCAGAGAUGGUUGUGCCAUACGGGAACCCGGAACACCCACAUCAACGCAAGCACGCCUUCGAUCUUGGCGAGUAUGGCGGAGGCUAUAUGACGAACUCUUUGUCCCUCGGCUGUGAUUGCAAAGGAGCGAUUCACUACAUGGACGCUGACUUUGUGAAUUGUGCUGGCGAGAAUCAGACUAUCAAGAACCCCAUCUGUAUCCACGAGGAAGAUGCUGGUAUCUUGUUCAAGCACACUGACUUCCGAGACGACUCUACGACAGUGACUCGUGCUCGUAAGCUCGUCAUCAGCCACAUCUUUACCGCAGCCAACUACGAGUACUGCGUGUACUGGAUCUUCCUGCAGGACGGCACGAUUCAGCUUGAGAUUAAGCUUACGGGGAUCCUGAACACAUACGCACUGGCACCUGGGGAAGAUGCGGCUCCAUGGGGAACGGAGGUGUAUCCGGGCGUCAAUGCACACAAUCACCAGCAUCUCUUUUGCCUACGUGUCGAUCCGAACAUCGAUGGUUCCGAAAACACGGUCUUCCAAGUUGAUGCAGUGCGAGGGGACGGCGAAGUGGGCAGUCCGGAGAAUCCAUAUGGCAACGCUUUCUACGCCAAGAAGACCAAACUCGAUACCAUGAAGACCGGCAUCAGCGAUUAUGAUGGCUCGACCAGUCGCACCUGGGAGAUGGCUAACACAAAUAAGCUCAAUCCGUACAGCAAAAAGCCCGUAUCGUACAAGCUAGUGAGCAGGGAAGUGCCGUCCCUUCUGCCCAAGGACGGCGGUCUGGUCUGGAAACGUGCCGGGUUCGCACGCCAUGCAGUCCAUGUUACCAAGUACUCCGACGAUCAAAUCCACCCUGCAGGUCGCCACGUGCCCCAGACGUCUGGCGAACCGUCUCAAGGCAUUCCAGCAUGGAUCGAAGCAGAUCCCGACGGAAGUCUUGACAACACAGACGUGGUGCUAUGGCACACAUUUGGCUUGACGCACUUUCCAACCCCAGAGGACUACCCUGUCAUGCCAGCAGAGCCAAUGACAGUGCUGUUGAGGCCCAGGAACUUCUUCACCAGUAACCCAUGCAUGGACGUGCCGCCGUCAUACUCAAGCACACCAAGCUCAGUAGCUGCUGGUAAGACUGGCGUGCGCGGUAUUGUUGACAGUCUCAGCAGGAUGGCUUUCGGCGGCAAGCAGGAGAAGAGUGGUAGUAACGAUCGUGGUUGUAGCUAA
Messenger RNA from Fulvia fulva, 2094 nucleotides. RefSeq names its product Copper amine oxidase 1. Gene Ontology annotation, biological process: amine metabolic process. The transcript has 3 exons. Lineage: Eukaryota; Fungi; Ascomycota; Dothideomycetes; Mycosphaerellales; Mycosphaerellaceae. The record is from RefSeq and is a predicted model, not a curated record. Gene Ontology annotation, molecular function: copper ion binding; primary methylamine oxidase activity; quinone binding. The coding region runs from base 1 to 2094 and encodes 697 amino acids.